CAAGUGGUACAGGUAUACUUACAAUGUACUUGCUGUUCUGCGAAAAAUGGCCAUGACAACAUUGAAACCCCACCGCAGAUUCCCUCCACCGUUGCGUCAGAAAUGCCCCGACUGACGGAUGCCCCAACACCUCAUUCUGUGGACACCAGUUCACAAUCAAACCCCCUGUUCUCUAUUUCCUUAACAAACUCCUCUGGCAACCUCGACGCAUGCCCCAUCACAACAUCGGGUCGUAGCACCCACAGAAAAAGAGUGUCCGGUAUUCGUGAGUCCCCAUGCAAAUUCUGCGAAGUUCUCCGUCAUCACCGCAAUACUACCGUAAUGGACACAAAUAACGGACUUGGGUCGUUGUUUGUCUAUCCAAAGUGUGGAGAGCGGGCCGACGUAGAAUACAUCAGGGAAGAUGGCAGAGAUGGUGUUAAGAACUUGGCGUUCGAAGUCGUAGAAGGUAUUGAUGAUGAUUCCAUCUGAUUUCAAAGUGUCUCGUGCUUCUUCCAACCACCUGUUGAAGGCAAUGUCGUCUGGAUUGGUGCUCCCGACGAAACUCGACACGUCCUCGAGUCUCUCAUGCUCCAUUCCUCGUAUCCAUUGUCAGUUUCCAAGUUACCAUUGCUAUUUGCUAACAUCUCUCUCAUCUGGUUUGUUUUUUUUUUUUUUUUAUACACAAUGGGAAGCAAUUAUUUUUUAU
Messenger RNA from Rubroshorea leprosula, 688 nucleotides. NCBI's taxonomy places the organism in Eukaryota, Viridiplantae, Streptophyta, Magnoliopsida, Malvales, Dipterocarpaceae. The record is from the annotation of a GenBank genome assembly.